Molecule: messenger RNA, 1080 nt
Organism: Pleurotus ostreatus (oyster mushroom)
Lineage: Eukaryota; Fungi; Basidiomycota; Agaricomycetes; Agaricales; Pleurotaceae
Exons: 4
Coding region: 1-1080 (359 amino acids)
Molecular function (GO): Hsp90 protein binding
Source: RefSeq, a predicted model, not a curated record
AUGGCUGCAAUUAAUCCCCAGCCGCCCUCCGAAGAGUUAUUGGCGGAGAAAUUGGCUGCUUUGGACACAGUUCCAUUGUUUAUGAAAAGUCUUCCGGAUGACGAUGCUCAAGAUACCACCAUCAGCGCACUGCAAAGCCUGGCUCACGACGGGACACCAGAUGAAAUCGCGCAGAAUUUUAAGGAAUUGGGGAACGAGUACUUCGUUGGCAAACGAUGGCGCGAAGCAGUGGACUUUUAUACUCAAGGUGUCGAUGCUAAACCUACGGAUACCAAGUUACAAGAGGCUCUACUAUGCAAUCGCGCGGCGUGUAAUUUGGAACUAAAGAACUAUGGCUCUGUACUCAAAGAUUGCAAGAAGGCCCUUACGAUCAAUCCCAAAUCAUCGAAAGCAUACUACCGUGCAGCAUCGGCACUUCUAGCUCUAGAUAGGCCAGAAGAAGCCUUAGAGUGUUGCGAAAUGUGCCUCGCGUAUGAUACGAGCAAUGCUGGGAUGAAAGUGCUUUACGAGAAAGUCGUUGAAGCAGUGAAUAUCAAGAAGAAGAAAGAAUGGGAGCGUCAAGAGCGCCUGAGGAAAGAAGGAGAAACUAAGAGAAUAAUGAACAACGCCCUUCGAGCACGAAACUUGAUACCAAUACCGAACCCCGACGGGUCGAGCAACCCAUACGCCCCACACUGGGACCCUGAGGAUCCUACGCAGAGCACAUUGAUUCUGCCUGUAUUCUUCCUUUAUCCGCAACACGCUACGUCAGAUGUCAUUCCAGAGUUUGUGGAAGAUACACCGUUUGCGCUGCAUCUAGAGAACAUGUUCCCUCCGAAAGCACCUUCGCCCGAAUGGGAUCGCAUUGGCGAGUAUGUAGUGGGUAACUUGGUCGUUUACGCUAUCACAUCGCGCAAAAGGUUGUUGAAAGUGGGGAAGAAAAUGUCGCUUCGAGAUGUCUGCACUGCGGCAAAGGCCAAAGAUGGGCCGAUAGAUGGGUUAGAGGUCAAAGACGGUUGCUUGACAUUUGUCGUCCUCCCAAAGGGUAGCGUAGAGCAGAAAUGGGUUGAAGACUUCAAACAGAGUAGAGACCAAUCAUGA